AUGGCGUCGCAGUACUACCAAGAAAUGCAGGAGAGCUUCAGAAAUAACAACAAAAGUCGCGAGUUCCCGGCCCACACUGCCAAGGUCCACUCGGUGGCGUGGAGCUGCGAUGGCAGAAGACUCGCGUCCGGGUCUUUUGACAAAACGGCGAGCGUUUUCGUCCUGGAAAAGGACCGUUUGAUGAAGGAGAACAACUACCGAGGCCACAGCGACAGCGUGGACCAGCUCUGCUGGCACCCCACCAACCCAGACCUGUUCGUCACAGCCUCCGGGGACAAAACCAUCCGCAUAUGGGACGUGCGCACCACCAAAUGCAUCGCCACCGUCAACACCAAGGGUGAGAACAUCAACAUCUGCUGGAGCCCCGACGGCCAGACCAUCGCCGUGGGCAACAAGGACGACGUGGUGACCUUCAUCGACGCCAAGACGCACCGCUCCAAGGCCGAGGAGCAGUUCAAGUUCGAGGUGAACGAGAUCUCCUGGAACAACGACAACGACAUGUUCUUCCUCACCAACGGCAACGGCUGCAUCAACAUCCUGAGCUACCCGGAGCUGAAGCCGGUCCAGUCCAUCAACGCCCACCCCUCCAACUGCAUCUGCAUCAAGUUCGACCCGGCCGGCCGCUACUUCGCCACGGGCAGCGCCGACGCGCUGGUCAGCCUGUGGGACGUGGAGGAGCUGGUGUGCGUGCGCUGCUUCUCCCGGCUGGACUGGCCCGUCAGGACGCUCAGCUUCAGCCACGACGGCCGGAUGCUGGCCUCCGCCUCCGAGGACCACUUCAUAGACAUCGCCGAGGUGGAGACAGGGGAGAAGCUGUGGGAGGUGCAGUGCGACUCCCCCACCUUCACGGUGGCCUGGCACCCCAAGCGCCCCCUGCUGGCCUACGCCUGCGACGACAAGGAGGGCAAGUACGACAGCAACCGGGAGGCCGGCACGGUCAAGCUGUUCGGCCUGCCCAACGACUCCUGA
Molecule: messenger RNA, 969 nt
Organism: Menidia menidia (Atlantic silverside)
Lineage: Eukaryota; Metazoa; Chordata; Actinopteri; Atheriniformes; Atherinopsidae
Source: the annotation of a GenBank genome assembly